Messenger RNA from Hydra vulgaris (swiftwater hydra), 608 nucleotides. RefSeq names its product RNA polymerase II transcriptional coactivator. Gene Ontology annotation, biological process: positive regulation of transcription initiation by RNA polymerase II. The record is from RefSeq and is a predicted model, not a curated record. Gene Ontology annotation, molecular function: transcription coactivator activity; DNA binding. Gene Ontology annotation, cellular component: transcription regulator complex; nucleus. NCBI's taxonomy places the organism in Eukaryota, Metazoa, Cnidaria, Hydrozoa, Anthoathecata, Hydridae.
UUUCUUUUUUUGCUUUAUAUUUUUCUCUGUUAAUUUUACCAGUUGCUAAUAAAGUUAAAAAAAUGUCCAAAUCUCGUGUUGUCAGUAAAGAAUUUGUAGACUCAGAUACAGACAGUUCUGAUGGGGAAAACAAGAAAACCAAGAAACGAAAAGUAGUAAAAGAGGUAAAAUCAAAUGAUGCUAAAUCAAAUGAUGUUAAAUCAGAAAACACAAAAUCUUGGCCACUUUCAAAACAACGAAGAGUAACAGUGGAUGAAUUUCGAGGCAAAAAAUUAAUUAGUAUUAGAGAAUAUUACACAGACAAAAAUUCAGGAGAAGAAAAGCCAGGAAAAAAAGGUAUUUCACUGACAUUGGAACAAUGGCAAGAGCUUGUCAAAGUAGUUGAAGCCGUGAAUGAAGCAUUAAAAUGAACUUUUUAAAUCAACUUAUUGCUAAUCAUUUCAACCUAUCUGCUAAGCAUUUCAACCUAUAAAUAGACAUGUUAUAGUUUAUUUAUUUAUUUUGUUUGUUGUUAUAGUUUUUUAAAAUGAAAAAUAUUUGUUGUUUAAAAAAUAUUUUUUUUCUUAAGAUGUUUUUUUAGUGAAACUCAAAAUAUCUUAUAUUCUUAA